Penicillium cosmopolitanum is the source of this 1725-nucleotide messenger RNA. Its product is annotated as sulfatase family protein. The record is from RefSeq and is a predicted model, not a curated record. Gene Ontology annotation, biological process: phenol-containing compound metabolic process. Lineage: Eukaryota; Fungi; Ascomycota; Eurotiomycetes; Eurotiales; Aspergillaceae. The transcript has 5 exons. Gene Ontology annotation, molecular function: arylsulfatase activity; glycosaminoglycan binding; N-acetylglucosamine-6-sulfatase activity. The coding region runs from base 1 to 1725 and encodes 574 amino acids.
AUGAAUAUCUUCCGCUUAUUACUGCUGGCUGGGUUAGCUGUGGCUAAGCAGCCCAACAUUCUCUUCGUCUUGACUGACGACCAGGGCAAGUAUGUCGGAGGAUUGGAACAUAUGCCCAAGCUUCAAGAGCUCAUAGCUCAAAAAGGAUCAACCUAUCCUAAGCACUAUUGCUCCGUCGCCCUCUGCUGUCCCUCGCGCGCAAAUCUCUGGACAGGCCGUAUGCCACACAACACCAACGUAACGGACGUCGGCCUACCAUACGGUGGAUACCCAAAGGUUGUAUCAGCUGGCUGGAACGAUAACUAUCUACCCCUCUGGAUGCAAGAUGCAGGGUAUAACACGUAUUAUGUGGGGAAGCUAUGGAAUUCCCACACAGAAGAAAACUACAACAAGCCCUACGCGCGCGGUUUCAAUGGCUCCGACUUCCUUCUCGAUCCAUACACAUACCGGUACUACUAUGCGCGCAUGACGCGCAAUGGAAAUCCACCUGUCCAUUACGACGGCAAAUACUCAACCGAUGUGAUCGCUGAGAAAGCAGCGGGAUUCCUGGACGAAGCGAUCGCGCAAGAUCGGCCGUGGAUGCUGACUGUUGCGCCGAAUGCGCCACACGCUAAUGGCUCUCACGAUUCCAAGCGUAAUGCGAAUUGGUUCGGCGAGCCGGAGUUCGCACCCAGACAUGCCAAUUUGUUUAAAGAUUAUCAGUCUCCCCGUGAUGAGAGCUUUAACGCGCUUAUUGAAGGGGCUGUGAGCUGGACGCAGAAUGUGCCCGAGUUGAGUCAAAAGGAGAUUGAUUAUAUUGAUGUGUUUCAGCGUUGUCGUUUGCGUGCUCUGCAGGCUGUUGAUGAGAUGAUUGGGAAUUUGGUCGAAAAGCUUGAGAAGGCAGGUGAAUUGGAUAAUACUUAUAUCUUUUUUUCGACGGAUAAUGGAUAUCAUCUGGGCCAGCACCGUAUGCAGCCGGGGAAGAAUUGUGGUUACGAAACUGAUAUCCACAUUCCUCUCCUUGUUCGGGGACCUGGUAUUCCGGAGAACCAGACUCUAGAUGUGGUGACUAGUCACACUGAUCUCGCGCCCACUUUCUUGUCAAUCGCCAAUUCGUCCAGAGAAGGUCUUGAUGGCAAAGCCAUCCCAACCACUGUGGCCGCCAGUAAAUCCGACAACAAGAAGGAGCAUGUUGCGAUCGAGUACUGGGGAUUGGCUGUGCCAGAAGGUAUCUAUGGAUAUGCAAGCGAUAAGCUGCAACAACCACACAACAGCUUCCAGAACAACACCUACAAGGGUAUCCGACUCGUUGCCGAUGACUAUAGUCUUUACUAUGCAGUUUGGUGCACCAACGAGAAGGAAUACUACAACCUCAAGGAUGACCCCCACCAGACAGUUAAUCUUGCGGCCCAUCCCAAAAAGCAUGCAAACUACAAGAUCGCCAAUCGGGAACUUCCUCAGAUACUCAACCGUCUUGAUGCCUUAAUGAUGGUUCUCAAAUCCUGCGGAGGUGAUUCCUGUCGGGACCCAUGGGGCCAGCUACAUCCUGCCGGCCAAGUAACCACACUUUCCGAGGCACUGGCUUCGGGUUUCGAUGACUUCUAUGAGAAUCAACCCAAGGUCUCUUUCUCGUCUUGUGAGCAUGGGUACAUUAUUGCUUCGGAAGGUCCGCAGGAGUUUAAUGCGUACCAUGGUGGACAAAAUGAGAGGAGAGGUUGGGGAUGGGAUACUUUCUUCUCUUGGUGA